UUUAAGCGACGACACUUUCCAGCCAUUUUAGCGGCCGGAACAAUGGAACGGAAUUUCAAACCAACAGAAUUGAUAUCCGUUUUACUACUGUAUGUUUAUGUGGCGGACGGAUUUCGAAUAGCAGUAGCAAAAGGUGCCUCAGGAGAUGGAGUAAAAAGUGAGGGCAGAAGGCUCAAAGCAUCUGGAUUAGAGGAGGAAAGAUUAAAGAAAGCAUUGAAGGCAAUCGACUAUGAUGCACAUCCUGUUUUGGAGCACCAGGGGCAAAAUAUGGAAACUUUGAAAAAAGCUUUACGUUCCGUCGAAGACGAUGAACAAGAAGAGCGAUGGAUUAGAGACAUUGAAUCAGCUUUGAAAUCAAUUGAAAGAGAGACAGCAUAUCAUGAGAGCAGAAAACGUACAAAGAUAGAGAAAGUUUUGGCUUCAGUAGAGGCACACACAAAGCAAGCCAUGUCGUCUAUGAACGCUAUUACAAAUGAUAUUUCAAAGAAAGAAAAAAAUGGCUUAGAACUAUCUCUUCCUUUCGGUACCAACGCUACACGUCAAGAGGGACGGACCAUAAGCCUUCAGACCAACGGGAAACAAACAAAACGAGUCUUUAUUCCAAAGGGAUGGAUGUUUUGCACCAUAGCACCUCCAAAGUGUUACUCGUCGCUGAGGAAGAAAAGAAACAUUAGUAAAAGGCACACUACUCUAUCCGUUGCAAGACAAGCAGUUUCAUCGUGAGAAGUGCUUUGGUGAAGAACAGCUGGUGUUGUUGUCUUUAUCCUUUGAAUACUCAUGUUAUCUCAUUGAACUCCGGAGUGUUCUGUUCACCUUCAUCUGCUGUAUUUCUGUUAUAGACCUCUUGAAAUACCCUUGAAUCACUGUUCUACCACAUGCUGCAAUUUGUGCAAGAGCUAAGAAUAUGAUAAAAUUUAUUAAAUACCAUUUCAGAGAAAUUAACUAAACGAAAUUAAUAAGACAAAUACUCGUCUUAAUAAUAUGUAUGCUGAAAUAAUUGUAAUAGGAAUUGCGAGAAAGCCGCCAGCAAUUUCUGCCUUCAAAGACAUGCUUUUGCUCUGCCAGUCUAGUUUCCAGAAGGCGUUAUCCGAUCUUUCAGAAGAGCAGGAAUCAUAACUCCCCUGUAAACUAUGCACGUUAUUUCUAACUUUCACAUUUUAGUACCCAUUAGCAUCGAAAUAAAUUUACUUAAGAAGCGGUUCUUCUAGCACAGGACGAAAUCACAUGUUUCCGUAUUUCUGAAACGUGGCGGAAACAUGCAACUCCAUGUUUCCGUUAUGUUUAACAUGCACAAAAAGUGGUCCGGUUCCGUUGUAUACGCAGCAACGGAAACGCGAGAAAACGUCACGAAACCAGUAACGGAAACACAGGUUAUCCGUCGUGUUUCCAGAACGGUUUAACAUGUUUCUGCCACGUUUCCGUUUACGGAUUCUUGCAAUUUCGUCCUGUGUA
Molecule: messenger RNA, 1452 nt
Organism: Pocillopora verrucosa
Lineage: Eukaryota; Metazoa; Cnidaria; Anthozoa; Scleractinia; Pocilloporidae
Source: RefSeq, a predicted model, not a curated record